Molecule: messenger RNA, 1498 nt
Organism: Brassica napus (rape)
Lineage: Eukaryota; Viridiplantae; Streptophyta; Magnoliopsida; Brassicales; Brassicaceae
Product: receptor-like kinase TMK3
Exons: 1
Coding region: 537-1496 (319 amino acids)
Molecular function (GO): protein binding
Source: RefSeq, a predicted model, not a curated record
AGAUAGAUAUAUAUAUAUUAUCUAAAAAAUAUGGUAGUAUUUCUAUCCUUAAUUAUUAGUUGGAGCCGGAAAAAUUAAUAAUAGAAAUACAUACAAAAAUUGUCAUAUAUGAUACAAUCAUAUGUGGAUUUUCAUCAGACAACUAUAAAAUGAUCUGUAAUAUUUUUUAUAAUUUGUAAUAUUUAUCCAGGAUAAAAAUGAGAUAUAGAUAAGAAAAUAAUAAAUCAAAGACCAUAUCAUUUUUUCUCAUCUUGAUGCGUAGAUUUUUUAUAUGUUUCCUUCUUACCAUAGAAGUGGUCAGAGAGUUACCAAAUUUGCAUUCAAUCAAGUCAAUAAUUUCGAUUUUCUUACUUCAAAAAUAUGAUCAUUCAGGAUAUAUACAAACAUUAAAAUAGCAGAUAAUCUCAUUUGUUUUGACUAUGAAUAUUUUCCCCAUUUUAUACUGUUUUAUCAAAAUUAUUAAUAGAGCAGUUUCUCCCUCCCGAACAAACACUUUCUUUCUUCUCGAGUAGUCAGUUUCACUCUUCCCGACGAAAAUGACCAGCUCUCAUCUUUUCCUCCUCUGUCUCCUCCUCUCCCUCCUCAAUUUUGCCGCUUCUCAGGACGAUGCGACGAUCAUGCAAUCCUUCAAAUCCUACCUGAACCUCACAUCAGACGUUCACUGGUCGGACCCUGACCCUUGCAAAUGGGACGGCGUCAUAUGCGGCGAAAGCAACCGCAUCACAAGGAUCCUGCUCAGAGAGAAAUGGAUCGCCGGGACUCUCCCUCAGGAUCUCGGGAAACUAUCCAAUCUCGUCGAGGUUGAUCUGCAAGACAACGACUUUUCCGGUCCGAUCCCUGAUCUCUCCGGUUUACAGUAUCUGAGAUUGUUCAAUGUAGAACAUAAUAUGCUCACCGGCGUCGUCCCACCGUCGUUUACCGGUCUCAAAACGCUCAUUGUCGCGAAUUUAAAUAAUAACUACUUUCAAGGACCGACUCCGUUGUUCAAGAACUCAGACGCUUUUGUUCCAAUAUUCAACGGGAAUAGCUUCUGUCUGGAUACUCCUGGUACUCCGUGUGAUCCACGUGUCGAGACCUUGCUAUCUAUAGCUGAGUCCUUUGGAUAUCCGGUGAUGCUAGCCAUGAGCUGGACAGGGAAUGAUCCGUGUGAUAGCUGGACCGGGAUUACUUGUUCCGGAAGUGAUGUUACAAUGGUUAAACUACGGAGGCUUGAGCUCACCGGUACGAUAUCUCCGAGUUUUGCUAAGCUUACUUCUUUGGAAACGAUCGAUCUUUCUAAUAACAACCUCACCGGGAAUAUACCGACAGAGCUUACCACUUUACCUAUGCUUAGGACACUAAAUGUGUCUAUCAACAAUAUCAACGGUGCUGUGCCGACGUUCAGUGCAAGUGUGAACGUGGUAACUAGUGGUAACGCUAACAUCGGAAAGGAUGGACCUGUCUCACACCCACUGGUGGAACUCUUGCAAAAAGUGAAUAAAGAUAAAAAAAUUUGAGA